AUGACUCAUUUAAGUUGCUUUCAGGUUGCUAUGGGAGUCCAAAGUGUCUCAGAUGCCACGGUGUGCAAAGUGUUCCCUUCAACGUUGAGUGAUGCCGCGCAGAAAUGGUACCAGAACCUCAAGGAGGGCUCUAUUACUAGCUUCAGGGAGCUCGCUAUGGCCUUUAAAACUCACUUCACUCCGAGCAUCGAACGAAAGAAAAGAUCCAGUGAUUUGAAGAAAUGUUUUCAAAAGCAGGGAGAAAGUUUGAAAGCUUAUAUUGCUCGGUUCAAUGCUGAGGCAAUCAUGAUAGAAGAUUUGAACGAUGAUACUGCCAUUGAUGCUAUGAAAGACAACACCAGCAUGCAGGUCUUCCGAGAUAGCCUGAUCACCAACCUGGUUGACACUUACACCGAGUUGAUGGACAGGGCUUGGAAUUAUAUCAACCUUGAUGAGGAGAGGCAGAGGAAAGUAUACGGGAUGGCUAGCCCGCACGGGGCUUGGUACGAAGCCGAAUUUCAGCAUUGGGGAGGAACGGAAGGAUACGUGGACCGAGCAGGGGUACCCAAACAAUAUGUACCGCUUAACACUCCGAGGGAGCAGAUUUUAUCUUGGAUCAAGCACAAUAAUGAGGAGAUUCGUUAUCCCCCGAGGCUGGUGAAGGACGGAGACUGGUUCAAGUUCUGUGAAUUCCAUGAUGGCUAUGGCCAUGAAACAGAAGAAUGUGGGCGUUUGCGGAGUGAGAUAGACAAGCUGGUUUCCCAGGGACGAUUACAACACUUCGUGGUGGCCAAGGAGGGCCAAGACCGAGGAAAUACAAGGGUCAACUCGGUCAGUCGAAAACGCAGAAAGAAAAAGCAAAAGAUCGUCAUGUCAGUGUCUACUGGGUCGCCACGGCCUAGCAUUGUUUUCGGGCCAGAGGACGCGAAAGGGGUAGAAUUUCCCCAUGAGGACGCUUUGAUCGUAUCUGCUAUUAUCGGAUCGAAAUGGGUAAAACGACUGCUGGUGGAUGAUGGUAGCUCGGUUAACUUGUUGACUCUGUCAGUCUUUUUGACGAUGGGAGGAUCCAAAACUGAUCUUAAACCAGUGAACAUUCCCCUCCUGGGGCUGGGAGGAGCUCCGGUCAUCCCAGAAGGCAUGGUCGAGCUAGACUUGGAGCUCGGUAUCGAAAUACCCCAGGAGGAUGGAACAAAGGGUAUCCUGGCGGAACCAACACGGAAGGUGCAGUGA
Messenger RNA from Mercurialis annua (annual mercury), 1209 nucleotides. RefSeq lists its product as uncharacterized. NCBI's taxonomy places the organism in Eukaryota, Viridiplantae, Streptophyta, Magnoliopsida, Malpighiales, Euphorbiaceae. The transcript is spliced from 4 exons. The coding region runs from base 1 to 1209 and encodes 402 amino acids. The record is from RefSeq and is a predicted model, not a curated record.